AUGUCCGCCGGCUCGGGUGCCCCCGCCGCCCUCGCCGCCGCCGCCGCCUGCGACUCCAUCACGACCCACGUCGUCUCGACCCACGCCGAGCUCGACCGCCUCGUCAAGACGGUCGACCCGGAGAGCUACCGUCUGCAGAGCCUCCUCGCCCUCGCCGGCGGCCUCGCCCAGCUGCGCGAGGCCGUCGAGACGCUGCGCGACGCCCUGCGGCACGCCGGCCCGGCCUCUGCUGCCGUUCCUAUUGUUGUCCCUGCUCCUGGGUCCGAGACCUCGACGCAUCCGUCCCCCUCCCCGUCCGUGCAGAGCGCCCUCAAGGUGGCGCUGCCGCCGUGUCACGACGCAUCGGCCGUCAUCGGGAAGCAGGUCCAGCGGCUCGGCGGCGGGUUUGACGUCGAGACGCUCAACGUCGAGCUUGUCGAGGAGUUUGCGCGGUGCCAUGCAGCGAAUAUGCGCCUGUUUACCGUUCUUGCUGCUGUCGUUCACAUAUCCCCAACCGCCCAGGAAGAGAGGUUCGUGGCGCUGCAGGGCCGGACGCUGCUGGAUCAGGCUGUGGAGGCUUCGGCGCGCGUCUUGGGCAUGGGGGACAUUCUUCUUGCUGACGCGCACUCGCCGUCGCCAUCGUCGCCAGAGCAGCCGCCGCCGGAGUACUCAUCGGCAUCCGACAGCAAGGGCAAGCAGAAGGCCACGGACGGCUUCUUCUCGUCCUUGUCGCACUCGUUCAAGGCCAUGACGGCGAGCUUACGCCCAAAGCCGGAGCCCAUGGUCAUCACCAUGUGCGAGUCGGCCAAGGACGGCAACGUCGCCCACCUCAAGGGGUUCGUGGCCCAGGGUGUCAACAUUAACGGGCAGAAUGAAGACGGAUACACGGCACUCAUCUGCGCGACACGCGCGAACCAGGCCGCCGCCGUGCGCUAUCUGCUCAUGGCCGGUGCGCAGCUCAACUUCAGAGACUCCCACAGCGGCCAGCGCAAGCCUGCUCUCUUCCAUGCCGCCGAGUGCGGUCACGUUGCCAUGGCCGAGCUGCUCAUUGAUGCUGGGGCCGGUAUCCGCGACAGCUCGACGUGGACGGGGCAGCCGUUCUUCAUCGAGGUCGCCAGCAGUGCCAGCCUCGACAUCCUCAAGCUGUUCCUUGACCACGGCGCCGACCCCAACACGACGUCCAUCAACGGCCGCUCUGUCUUUAUCCAGGCGCUCCAGGCGGGAAGUCUCGACCACCUGCGCCUUUUGCGGCAGUAUGGCGGCAAUGUCAACGCGAGGGACAUUACGGGCCAGCCGGCUUUGCACCUCGCCCUCGCCCAGAACCGCCUCGACAUUGUCGACUUUUUGCUCCAGAACGGCGCCGAUGUCAACGCGAGCAACCUCACCGGCAACUCUCUGUUGCACGUUGCCGUCGGCAAGCGCAACCUCGCCCUGGCCAAGCUGCUGCUCGAGCGCGGCGCCAACCCCAAUGCCUCGGACUAUGUCGGCCGCUCCCUCCUGGGCAAGCUCGUCGAGGGCGCCAAGCUCACGGACACGUUCGAGUCGGAGCUCGCCACGGCCGUCCUCGCCAAGGGUGCUGACCCCAACCAGUACGACUCGUGGGGCGAGCGUCUGCUGUGUCACGUCCUCGAAAAGGGUAACACGUCGCUCCUGCGUGCCUUUCUCGAACGCGGCGCCGACCCGAACCACAUGUUCAGGAGGCAGGACACGCCACUGCUGUACGCCCUCUCGCAGGGCAUGCUCGGCAACGCACGUCUGUUGCUGAAGCACGGCGCCGACCCGAACAAGGCCAAUGCCGAGGGCAAGACGCCGCUCGUGGAGGCGCUGGUUAUGGGGGAGACGGAGCUCGUCAGAGAGCUGCUUGGGAAGGGGGCGGACAUCAACAAGGCUGGGGCUGCGAAGCCGGCGGCGCUGGUCGCCGUUCUCGCGGAUCCCGAGAUUGUGCAGAUGCUCGUGGCCAGGGGGGCCGUCGCGCCUGCGAAGGCCCCGGCCGGACCGCGACGGGCAGCUGGCGGCGGCAGCCCGUCAACGGCCGCGCCAUCUGCCGUGGCCGCGCCAGCUGCGGCCAGUGCAGGCAAUGCAGGCGGAGAGGAGGUGCUGCCGGCGUAUUCGCCCGAGCAGAGGUGA
Verticillium alfalfae VaMs.102 is the source of this 2106-nucleotide messenger RNA. RefSeq names its product ankyrin repeat and SAM domain-containing protein. Gene Ontology annotation, molecular function: protein binding. Lineage: Eukaryota; Fungi; Ascomycota; Sordariomycetes; Glomerellales; Plectosphaerellaceae. The transcript is spliced from 2 exons. Bases 1 to 2106 code for a protein of 701 amino acids. The record is from RefSeq and is a predicted model, not a curated record.